UGCUCCCUGGGACCCCCAGCCCAGCUGGCUCAGCAGCACCAGGCCUGGAUGCAAUUCCUUGAGGGAAGAGGUGGCUCCCUGUGCCCCACCGGGGUCUGAAGCACGAGGUGACAUGUCCAGCACCGACCGGGCUCUGCAGAAGGACUCACUGCCUGCACAGCACCCAAAUCCUGCCCCAAAUCCCCAAGACCAGCCCCGCUCGGAGGGGACCUCACAGCACUCGGAACGUCGGAAUUGCCGGAUCCUCACGGGCACACGCUGAUGCCCUGAGCACAGGGGGAUGAGCCUGCAGGGAUGGGCACUGCCAGGGCAGGAGGAGCAUCGGAGGAGCCUGAGGACGCCACAGCAUCCACCACUGAACCAGGCAUUUUGGGAAAACCUCUGGCUCCAGCUGCCCUGGGGAUGAGUGCACAGAGCCUGGCAUAUGGUGGCUCUGGAGACAGCCGGGGACCCAGCAGGGAGAGCCUGGGCCUGGCUGGAGCGGCCGCUUGGGCUGCCAGGGCCAGACCACGCAAGGACGGAGGGCACGGCGUGGGGACCUGCACACCUGCACACCCCGUGUGCCCCUCGGGAGCCCCUCGGGCCCCCAGGGAGCGCUGGGAGCUCCCACGGCGCUUCUGGAGCCGGUGAUGUCUCUGCUCUGUCCUGGCAGCCGGAGCCGGCCGGUCCCAGGGGGCCCGGGGAGCCCGCGGAACCGCCCCUCGCUCCUCCUCCCCUCCUGCUGCUCCUGAUAUACCCUCCUGGCUCCGGCCGCUCCGAGCAUCCCUCUGCUCCUCUCCCUCACUCCCGCUCGCCUCACUCCUUUUCCCUUCUCCAUUUCUCCUCUCUGAACUUGCCCCUUCCCCCUCCCCUGCUCUCUCCACCGAGGAACUGACUGAAGACCCCCAGGUUGGGCCAGGGCAGGGGCCAGGACCCCCACACCAGAGCCAGGACCUCCACACUACAGCUGGGACCCCCAGGCUGGGCAAUGCCUCUCCAGAUAUUCUGCACCAUCUCCUUCUCCAGUGAGGAAGAACCAGAAGAUGCUGCAGCCACUGGGAAGGGAGAAGAUGGAGCAGACGAGUUCCUGUAUGGGCAGGAGGAGGAUGAAGACGAUGAGGAGGACACAGGGGCAACCACGGACUUCGUGGCCUUUGCCAGCAGCUGCACCCUGCACGGGCUGAGCCACAUCUUCGUGGAAGGCAGCCUGGGCGCCCGGCAGGCGCUGUGGGCGCUGGCCUUCCUCCUCUCCCUCUCCGUCUUCCUCUACCAGGUGGCCGACCGCAUCGCCUACUACCUGGAGUACCACCACGUCACGCUGCUCAGCGAGGAGGACAGCCCCGAGAUGAUCUUCCCCGCCGUCACCUUCUGCAACAUCAACCGCGUGCGGCUCUCGCAGCUCAGCCACCAGGACUUGCUCUACCUGGCUCCCCUGGUCGACUACGAGCCUGGGAUGGAGCUGGGCUUCACCCCAGCCCAGCCUGACCCCUGGGAGGAGGACGAGCCCCUAAAUUUGUACGGGUUUUUUAACCGCACUUGCCACCAGCUGGAGGACAUGCUGCUGAGCUGCAGCUACCGCGGCCAGCGCUGCGGCCCCGGGGACUUUGCGCCGGUCUUCACCCGCUACGGGAAGUGCUACACCUUCAAUGCGGGGCAGGACGGGAAGCCACGGCUCAUCACCAUGAAGGGGGGCACUGGCAAUGGCCUGGAGAUCAUGCUGGACAUUCAGCAGGACGAGUACCUGCCAGUGUGGGGGGAAACAGAUGAGACCUCGUUCGAAGCCGGGAUCAAGGUGCAGAUCCACAGCCAGGACGAGCCUCCGCUGAUUGACCAGCUGGGCUUCGGGGUGGCUCCCGGCUUCCAGACCUUUGUGUCCUGCCAGGAGCAGCGGCUCAUCUACCUGCCGCCUCCCUGGGGUGACUGCAAGGCCGUGGCGGGCGACUCGGAGUUCUACGACACCUACAGCAUCACGGCCUGUCGGAUCGACUGCGAGACCCGCUACCUGGUGGAGAACUGCAACUGCCGCAUGGUGCACAUGCCAGGCGAUGCCCCUUACUGCACCCCGGAGCAGUACAAGGAGUGCGCGGAUCCGGCCUUAGAUUUCCUGGUGGAGAAGGACAACGAGUACUGCAUCUGCGAGAUGCCCUGCAACAUGACCCGCUACGGCAAAGAGCUCUCCAUGGUCAAGAUCCCCAGCAAGGCCUCGGCCAAAUACCUGGCCAAGAAGUACAACAAGUCAGAGCAGUACAUCGGGGAGAACAUCCUGGUGCUGGAUAUCUUCUUUGAGGCCCUGAACUACGAGACGAUCGAGCAGAAGAAGGCGUACGAGGUGGCUGGUUUGCUGGGUGACAUCGGAGGCCAGAUGGGGCUGUUCAUCGGGGCCAGCAUCCUCACAGUGCUGGAGCUGUUUGACUACGCCUACGAGGUGAUAAAGCACCGGCUGUGCCGGAGGGGCAAGUGCCGCAAGAACCACAAGAGGAACAACACAGACAAGGGCGUUGCGCUAAGCAUGGACGACGUGAAGCGCCACAAUCCCUGUGAAAGCAUACGGGGGCACCCAGCAGGCAUGACGUACGCAGCCAACAUCCUACCUCACCACCCGGCCCGGGGUACCUUUGAGGACUUCACCUGCUAACCGACGUCUGGAUGUACAACCUGAGCUACCAAAGCCCUGCGAGAGCUGCCCUUCUCCCCGCCAGCGCCAGCGGAGAGACACAUCUAGGGGGCCUUUGCUCCUCGGCACGGUGGGACACGGACAAGAGCGACGGCCUCGGAUUUCGGGGCGGGCAGUGGGGUCGGGCAAUGCCAGACCCCGGCGCAGCCCCCACGGCAGCUGCUCUGCGCCUGCUCUGCUCCUUCAGAGACUCCAGGACGCUCCAGCCCGGCCGUCCCGCGGAGCGGGAGCGACACGCACAGUGGGCCAGGGCACGGGCCUGCCCCGGCUCCCCCUUGGCUCCCCUCGGCCUUUUUAACUAAAACCCAGAAGCCAAGAAGAAGCAGCCGUUCGGCCGCAGUCUCCAUCCACAGCCCUGUCCGUCUGUCCUCCGUCGUCUCCAUGCUCAUCCUACUCCAAUGCCUUGGCCGAGCUUGCCGGGCCCCCUGUGCCCUGGGGGGCAUCGGGGAUCAUCGGGGAGCCCCCGGUGUGCCCUGCCCAGGGCAGCAAGCCGGGAGUCCCCCGAGAGCACCUCUGUCCCCCGGGACCGCAGCCCCGGCUCGCCCGGGCCCUCCCGGCAUGAAGACGCAGCAUCUCCACCUGUCCACAAGGUCUUCCUUGGCCCCUGUCCCGGGAUCAGCCCCAGGAUCAACCCCGGGAUCAGCCCCGGGAUCAGCCCCGGGAUCAGCCCCGGGAUCAGCCCCGGGAUCAGUCCCGGGAUCAGUCCCGGGAUCAGCCCCAGGAUCAGCCCCGGGAUCAGCCCUGGGAUCAGUCCCGGGAUCAAUCCCGGGAGCACCGAAGGGGCUCAGCUGGGAGGUGCCACCUCGGCUCGAGGACACCGGCCACUGUCCCUCCCCGUCCACCCCUCCUGGGCUCUGGGCAGCCUGGCCAGUUCCAGCACUGCCCUGCAGCCCCCCCAUCCCCAGGUGACCCCAAACCCAGCCAUCCUCGGGGAGAAAGGCAGAAGGAAACCCCUGGCCCCACAUGGCCACCGCCCCCAGCCCGGCCCAGCCAGGGACACCCCCUUGGCACCACCGUGGCUGGGCAGGCACCGGAGCCCCAACCCCCCCGGGGGUCCUGGGGGGCUCUGGAGCUCAGCUCCAACCCCACUGAGCCCCGACAGCUGCUGCCCCGGGGGGGUUGGGGUGUCUGUGGGUUCCCAGGGCCACCGCUGCCCCUUCCCUGGCACAGCCCUGCCCUGGCUGGGGUCCGUGGCCACCAGGUCGCUGCCCCCCGGGCCUGUCAGCGCCCAUCACUCCCCUCUGGGGUCCCUGCUUGGCCCCCCAGCCCAUCUUCAAGCCCCCAGGCCAGAGCCCUUCCCGGGCCCAAGUGCUACUUAUCUUUAAGAGCUUUUGCAAUAAGUCUUUUGAGUAAUUUUUUUUUUUUUUUUCUAAACUGCAGUUUUGGGUUUUUAUUCUUGUCAUUUUUAUUCUUAUUAUUUGCUUCCUGACCAAAAUUAGGAACUGGGGGUCAGUCCUUUGUAUCCAGCAAUCACCCAAAGACGACGGGUCGGCCACAUCCAUAAAUUUUCUUAUGGAUUUCUCCUAACGUUUCAUCUCGUUUCAUUUAUUUAUUUUCUUUCUUUCUCUUUCCCAUUCAAGCUUUUAAAGAUGGGGCUGGGAUUUGACCUUGAGGCUCACCUGUUGAAGAAAACGCUUUUUUGUUGUUAUAUCAUCGGCAUUUUAUAUUUCUUAUAUAUAAUAUAUAUGACUAUAUAUAUAUGUGUACAUAUAUAUAUAUAUCUCUCUAUAUGCAUCAUGCCAGUGUAGAUACCCAUUCAGUAGAGUUUAGGCCUUGUUCUUGUGCCAUUUUUUUUUUUUCUGUUACUGAUCUCUGAAUGCCUUCAAGUGUAUAAAGUGUGGAAUUCUCUCCGGUAUCUGUACUAUGUACACACAUUUUCAUAGGAAGCACAAUAAGAUGACAGAUGCAUUGUACAUCAAUACCUGCUACUCUUAACAACGAUGAUAUAAAGAAUGAUAUAAAUGA
Cyanistes caeruleus (blue tit) is the source of this 4618-nucleotide messenger RNA. RefSeq names its product acid sensing ion channel subunit 1 (gene ASIC1). Gene Ontology annotation, cellular component: plasma membrane. The record is from RefSeq and is a predicted model, not a curated record. Lineage: Eukaryota; Metazoa; Chordata; Aves; Passeriformes; Paridae. Gene Ontology annotation, biological process: sodium ion transmembrane transport. Gene Ontology annotation, molecular function: pH-gated monoatomic ion channel activity; ligand-gated sodium channel activity.